Haemorhous mexicanus (house finch) is the source of this 3238-nucleotide messenger RNA. RefSeq names its product solute carrier family 3 member 1 (gene SLC3A1). The coding region runs from base 854 to 3097 and encodes 747 amino acids. NCBI's taxonomy places the organism in Eukaryota, Metazoa, Chordata, Aves, Passeriformes, Fringillidae. The transcript is spliced from 11 exons. Gene Ontology annotation, biological process: carbohydrate metabolic process; amino acid transport. The record is from RefSeq and is a predicted model, not a curated record.
AAGACAUUGAAAUGAAACAAUUGAAAUAUAGUGAGGAGUCGCUAGCAUUGUGUUGAAUACACGUGUACGCCCUGAGUGCACAGUGCCUGCCUGGAAACUUCCACAGCUUACUGAUAUGAUGAUGUUAAGACUGUAGAGUCAUUAAAUGGGAGUGAACCAGUGUCAAGUAAUUUCCCACUUCUGGAUCUCCUGGCCCUACUGAAUUACAGGCACUGGCACUACAGCUGUUAUCUCAGAUGCUCCCCCCAGCUGCCUGACCCUGCACAGGUGAGGCACUGCUGCUAGGAAGAGGAAGGAUGAAGUCAGUCAGCAUCAAAUACCUGUUCUUAGCUCAGCUACUGAAGAAAUAACACUUUUUUGAGUAAUCUGAAUAUUGCAUGCUGGACUUUUUACAGUCUAUAGUUUAUAGACUUUUUACAGUCUGUAGUUUAUAAACUUCUUUCAUGGCUUGAGGCAAAGAUAAUAAACACUUCCUUUGAGUCACAACCCAACCUUGUUUCCACUGCACUGUCCAAGAGUUUCCUUAGGACCCUGACCCUAUGGUCAGAGGUAGGAGUUAACUUUUACUGGUGAUAAGGCAGCUCCUCGGCAAAUCUGUAUUGCUUUGUGUGUCCUUUGGUAUGCUGGGCAGGGGUACUGGUGGAAAGGGAUAUCUUGAUGCUGAUUUUAGGCACUUGGGGCCUAGGGCACACAGAUGUGUACAGAUGUGCAUGUCUGUGCAGACUUUGGGCAGUGCUUUUUCUUACCUAGAGUAGUAGAAAAGGGGGAAAAGAGAGAGAAGGGAAAGGUUCUUAUAUGCAUUUAUUCCCCCCCCCCCUUUUUUUUUUAAAUUUUUUUUUUAUUUUAUUGGGGUAUGCAUUUUAAUAGUGGAGAGUGGGCUUUUCUCUUGAGUUUGGCUUGUGCCUGUGCAGAGCUAUCCUGUCCUGCCCCCGGGCUGGCUCUGGGUGUAGCAGUCCACCGGAGUACCGGAGUACCGGGCUGUGAGUCGCAGGAUCGGUAUGUACCACUGCAGUUGUCGGUGCUGUGGCCAGAGUCUCCAGGACAAGAACUGUCAAGUGAAACAGCUGUGGUGGAAGCUAGGAGCUUACCUAUGGAGCUGAGUGAGAAGGGAGGCGUGCAGAACAAUGGAUUUGUUCAAAAUGAGGAUUUUGAGGACAAGGAAACGGCCACUAGUAGCCAAGAAGAAAUGCCAAAAACGUGCAGCGUUGAUGUGGACCCGGUGGAUGUGGAGGAGACUGUGCUGAAGCCUUAUGCUGGGAUGCCAAAGGAGGUCUUGCUGCAGUUCUCCAGCCAGGCCUGCUACAGAGUCACCAGGGAGAUCCUCUUCUGGCUGGUGAUUGCUGGUUCUGUUGCGCUCGUGUGUGCUACAAUUGCCAUCAUUGCUCUCUCUCCAAAGUGCCUUGACUGGUGGCAGGCUAGUCCUAUUUAUCAGAUCUAUCCUCGCUCCUUCAAGGACAGCAACAUGGAUGGGAAUGGGGAUCUGAAAGGUAUCCAAGAAAAACUGGACCAUAUUACAUAUUUGAAUAUAAAAACCAUCUGGAUCACCUCUUUCUUUAAGUCCCCCUUAAAAGACCUUGGAUAUGGAGCUGAAGACUUCUAUGACAUUGAUCCCAUUUUUGGAUCAAUGACAGAUUUUGAGAAUCUGAUUGCAGCCAUACAUGACAAAGGGCUAAAGGUGAUAAUGGAUUUAAUACCAAACCACACGAGUGACAAGCACCGGUGGUUUCAGCUGAGCCGCAAUCGGACUGGGAAGUACACGGACUACUACAUCUGGCAGGACUGCAGGCAGGCUGCUGGCUCAGUCAUCCCUCCCAACAACUGGGUGAGUGUCUUUGGGAAUUCCAGCUGGCAGUUUGACGACGUGAGAAAACAAUGUUAUUUCCAUCAGUUUGGGAAGGAACAGCCAGACUUGAAUUUUCGCAGCCCUGCUGUCCAGCAGGAAAUGAGUAAUAUUAUCAAAUUUUGGCUUGGCAAAGGAGUUGAUGGAUUUAGUUUUGGCACUGUUAAAUUUCUCUUAGAAGCUACACAUCUCCGGGAUGAGCCUCCAGUGAACAAGUCUCAGAAUGAAGAGAAUAUCACAGCCUAUUCCCAGCUCUACCAUGACUACACCACCACACAAGUUGGUUUGCACGACAUCCUCCGCAGCUUCCGUCACACCAUGAAUGAGUUCAGCAGAGAGCCUGGCAGAUACAGAUUUAUGGGUUCUGAUGAUGAUGAAAAGGAAGAUAUUGAAGCAACAAUGAUGUAUUAUGGAACGACUUUUAUCCAAGAAGCAGAUUUUCCCUUCAAUUUCAACCUCAUUAACAUGAAAAAUCUAUCAGGCAACAGUAUUUUUGAAGCUGUCAACACGUGGAUGAAAAACAUGCCUGCAGGAAAAUGGCCAAACUGGGCAGUUGGAAGCCCUAAUGCCGCUCGGAUUUCAACUCGGAUUGGGAAGGAGUACAUCAAUGUCAUGAACAUGCUGCUUUUAACCCUCCCUGGCACUCCUGUGACUUACUAUGGUGAAGAAAUAGGCAUGGAGAACAUUGCAUCAGAAAAUGCAACCCUCCCAGAGAAAUCCCCCAUGCAGUGGGAUGGAAAAGUUAAUGCCGGUUUUACUGAAGGCAACAGCAGCUGGUUACCUGUUAACUCUGACUACCAAAGUGUAAAUGUGGAAAUACAGAGUGCCUGGUCCAACUCAACCCUGGGUCUGUACAGAGCGCUGACGUUGCUGCGGAAGGAUGAGCUCCCCAUCACCCGAGGGUGGAUGUGCCACGUCUGGAAUGACAGUAACGUGUUUGUGUACGUGAGGGAGCUGGAUGGGUUAGACAGAGUCUUCAUGAUGGUGCUCAACUUUGGCCAGGAGUCAACAACAGACCUGCAGGCCAUAGUUCCUAACCUUCCCUCUGAAGCUGUAAUAAGGCUCAGUACUCAUUUUAGCAAUGCUGGUGAAGUGGUCAAUACCAAACUAAUUAAAACUGAAAUGGGAGAAGGCCUGGUCCUAGAAUAUACAACAGCAAAGCCUGUUCAUACUAUGGAAGCUUUUCAAGGGAAGUGUUUUGUGGCAGAAAAAGCUUGUUAUUCCAAGGCCCUCAAUUUACUCUACAUGAACUGUUAAGUAGAGGAGUAGAAUACCCAUGCUUUCAUGUUAAUUUAGAAGAUAUUAGCUUCAGGGAAAUGCUAAAAAUACGCCGUUUUCUUUGGCUUUUAAAAUGUUAUUUGUAUACUAAAUAAAUGUCCUGAAAAAUCAUCUACAUAA